CGGCACGGUGCGCAUCAGGCACCAGUUCAUCCUCGUCCACGACGAUACUAUGAUGGUGGUUGGCGGUCUCACACCUGUAACAGAUCAGGGAUUCAUCCCUCUGAGCCGCAACGGUGACUCGGCAAAGUUCGCCAACGGGAUCGGCCUCUUCGAUUUACGUACUCUUCGUGGCAGACAAAUUAUGUCAGAGCCUAUGGGAGCCUAAGGCAACAACCACGUGACCUGACCACAACACCAAGGAAUCUCUGUAUGAUAGAUUUAGACCUUAAGACAAU
This is a messenger RNA of Aspergillus alliaceus, 275 nucleotides long. RefSeq lists its product as uncharacterized. The record is from RefSeq and is a predicted model, not a curated record. Lineage: Eukaryota; Fungi; Ascomycota; Eurotiomycetes; Eurotiales; Aspergillaceae. Bases 50 to 205 code for a protein of 51 amino acids. The transcript has a single exon.